GUGGUUUAUUGUAAAAAUGAAUGGUGAUAUAUAUUGUUAUAUACCAUACGUAUUAAGUGUUGUACUUCCGUAGUGGUUGUCACCUUUUUACAACACUGAUUGCGUGCGGUGAUCAUUACACAUUAAAAGAGAGCCCGGCCAAACGUCUCACUCUAUAUUUGGCCAGUGCUGAUAUCCAACAUAUUGCAUAUCUUGUCCAUACAUAUUACCAAUUUAUCACAUUGUCGUCGAUGCGUUUAGUCUACAACGACGGUUACGUGUACAUGAAUGGGGACAUCGGGAAGCUCCCACCAGGGGCGGUUUACCCAGCCACCCCUGAACCCUUGGGUUCCGUCGGGGGUACAGUUAUUGCAAACACCAGCUUAGAUUACAGUGUCAUGAACGGAGGAUCUGUACCAGGCGAACUAAUGCUCGACCCAACUACCAUGGGUGGUAUUGAGCCUUCGCCUCAACACUCGAUAAGAUUAAGUGGUACUGUUGGUGGUCUAGCUGGCUCUGCUGACAUUGCUGGUAGUACCAGUGAUGGCGGAGGCGGUGGUAAUCCUCCUUCAAUUGCCGGUGCUGCUCCUCCAGAUGUUGCCGGUGCUCUGAGAGUUGGAGUUAACCUUGGUUAUGUUCCUGUUGAAGUUAAUCCUUUGGAUGUUCAAAUGUCUCCAGCAUUAAUGACUGAUUUACCGACAUCUGGCAUUCCAUUAGAUCAACUUAAACAAAUGCUCUCUUCACAGCUCGAAUAUUAUUUCUCUAGAGAGAAUUUAGCAAAUGAUACAUACUUAUUAUCACAAAUGGAUAAUGAUCAAUAUGUGCCCAUAUGGACCGUCGCAAACUUCAAUCAAGUUAAAAAAUUAACUAAAGAUAUUAAAUUGAUUACCCAAGUGUUACGUGAAUCGCCAAAUGUACAAGUUGAUGAAGAGGGACAAAAAGUUAGACCUAAUCAUAAACGAUGUAUAGUUAUUUUACGGGAAAUUCCAGACAACACACCAUUGGAAGAAGUCAAGAAUUUGUUCUCGGGAGAUGGGUGUCCAAAAGUAAUAUCAUGUGAGUUUGCCCACAAUAGCUCAUGGUAUGUUACUUUUGAAUCAGAUGAAGACGCCCAGAAGGCCUACAGGUUUUUACGCGAAGAAGUUAGAGAAUUUCAGGGAAAGCCUAUAAUGGCUCGCAUAAAAGCUAAACCAAUGAACAGGCUACCAAUUCCUACGGUGGCUGGAGUUAGUAGCAUAAAAAACGGCUUUCGAACUCCUCCACCACCGCCAGUUUUUGAUCCAAGUAGUUAUCCACCUGGUCAACAACGCUUCCUAUACACCAAUGGUACUACCAUGCCCCAAACCACAAUACCGCCAUACCCCAACCAGAUACAGGUCUACCACCAGCCAUUUUACACUCCAUCGAUGAUGCACUGGGGUCCAGCAAGUCCGGCUUAUUUCGACAUGACCAGUGUAUUCACAAUGAAUGGAAUGACACCGCACAAUUCAUUCAAACCACACACAAGGUUUAAUCCACGAAAUAGAAACAAACACAGAAAUGGAUCAGACAGAGGUGGUCCAAUAGACAGUGGUAUGUCACACAUGAGUCGUAUGAACCAUCCACCAAAAUUGAAUUCCAAUAUGCAUACCAGCAAUAACAACAACAACACCAAUAACAAUAACAAUAACAACAGCAACAAUAACAAUACUCCAACAACAGCUAUUACCACUACAAAUAACCAUAACAACAACAGUAAUGGAAAUUCCGGGAAUAAUUCAAUAAUAACAACAGCAACCACAACAUUACCAGUUUUAUCGUCCAACUAUUCAGCGUCACCAAAAUCAACGUCUUAUCACCACCAUCAUAACCACCACCAUAACCAACAUCAUCAACAGAAACACCACCACCAACAACAACAACAUCACCAGCAACAUCAUCAUCAAAUAAGCGGCACAAAAUUCCAUACAUCCUCAGCAUUGUCAUCGUUAUCCACGCUGUCAUCUUCAUCGUCAUCAUCAUCCUCAUCUUCAUCCUCCUCGUCUUCGUCAUCGCCUCACACUCUGUCUUCAAGCGUGGCUGGCGACACCCACUACUCAGGCGGUAAUAUUUCCAAAGCAAAUGUCCAUGAUAAUGAGCCUUACCAUCAUAACUAUAAUUCUAUUGGUAGUAAUACUUUUAAUGCCAAUACUGACCGAGAUGGUGACAGAGAUCGAGAUCGUGAUCGUGAUAAUAAAGGUGAACGCGAGAGAGGAUAUAAUAGUGAGCGAGGAGACAGAGAAAGAAGUGGAGGCAGCUUGCAAUACCGUUAUCGUAUUCACCGCAGGACCAAAGAUCAAGACAACGCUAUGUCUAAAAGCAACAGCACAUUGCCGUCUAUUCGCGAGGGCAAUCAUUCAACUGCUGCUGGAGGAUCUGGUGUUGAUAGGAGCGAUCGUGAUAGACACGAUAGAAGUGCUGCUAGUGGUAAUAAUUCUACCAACAGUCAUCAUCAGCACCAUCAUCAUCAUCAACAUCAAAACCAGCACCAUCAUCAUCCACACAAUUAUCAUCACAAUAAUGCCAAUAAUUUCCAUAAUAGCAACAGUGGCAGCAGCAACAGUGGUAGCAACAGUAGUGGUAGUAACAGUAAUAGUAAUAGUUCUAGUAGUAAUGUUACUGUAAGUGGUGCUGGUGGUUGUACUAGUGUUGCUGUUACCGCGUUACAAUCACAGAAUAGGCUGGCAGAUGUUGUUAAGGGUACGGCCAAAAUAAAAAGCACAAAAGAUAUGACAUUGACUAUGUCCAAGGAGGGCCAGAUAUCAUUUUCGACUUCUUCGAUGUCAUUUGUACCGACGACGGUUGGUGUUCAGCUUAAUAGCAGAUCUACUAGUCCAGGAUCAGUUAUUAGUGCUGCUGGUACGGCUACUGGUGUUCCUGUUACUGUCGCUGGGGUACUAGGGCUACCGAUUGAUGAUCCUAAUGUUGUUAUCGCUUCGAGUGGAUCUGUUUUAGCUGCUACUGUUGUUUCCGGGGCAGGCAAUGUUACUAGUGACAACAUUUACGGCACUGUCACUCUCACUCCCCCGUCAUCUCCCAAUAAAUCUAUUAAGACUGAUGACACAAACUUGAUGGUGAACGGUGUGGACGAGGCCAUAAGUACAAAAUCCCAUGCUGCUGAAAAGUCUGAGCCAGUAAUGAGGUGCAAUUGUGACAACAUCCCUACUGUCCCACAGAAUCCUCCUCAAUUACAAACAGGAGUGGCCUCCGCCUAUCUUUUAGACCUCAACAGGCCAAGCUAUGCCCAAGUAGCUCAACAUUGUCGUGAACAACCUUGUACCAAACACAAACUAGAUGAAAAAGAUACAAAUGAAUAACCCACUAUGCGUUUCUGCAAUUGAUGAAAAAGAAAACUAAAUAUUCUGCUGUCAUCAUUAGUUUGUUUCUUUUCUUUUUUUAACUAAAUAAAAAAGGAAUAAACGAACGUUAAAUGAAAAA
Molecule: messenger RNA, 3435 nt
Organism: Cotesia glomerata
Lineage: Eukaryota; Metazoa; Arthropoda; Insecta; Hymenoptera; Braconidae
Gene: Larp4B
Product: la-related protein Larp4B
Exons: 11
Coding region: 231-3314 (1027 amino acids)
Biological process (GO): positive regulation of translation
Cellular component (GO): cytosol; cytoplasmic stress granule
Molecular function (GO): mRNA 3'-UTR binding
Source: RefSeq, a predicted model, not a curated record